GCAUCCUCACCAAGAAAAAAUGGAACUUGCAGGCACCAGCUUAGCACCAUCUUUGCCUUCCAGAAUCCUUCAUUUUCAUUUGUUUUUCUUAAUUUUUGCAACCAUACUAUGUUUCCAACCUGCUCAUUGUCUCUCUAAGUUGGGAAAUGAGACUGAUAAGCUUGCUCUUCUGCAAUUCAAAGCCAAGAUAAGCAAUGAUCCAAAUGGCAUAUUGAGCUCAUGGAAUGACUCUGUCAGCUUCUGCAAAUGGCAAGGAGUUACUUGUGGCUCCAAACAUCAGAGAGUUACGUCUCUAAAUCUGCAGGGGUUGAGCUUAUCGGGGACUAUUUCUCCACAUGCAGGGAAUCUCACAUUCUUGAGGUUUCUCAGCCUAGGCGACAACAGAUUUCAUGGAGAAAUUCCUCAAGAAGUUGGUUACCUCUUCCGAUUGAGACAUUUCAACCUGAGCAAUAACCAGUUGGGUGGUGAAAUUCCAGGUAACAUCAGCAGUUGCUCAGAGCUCAGGCUUCUAGAUUUGAUUAAUAACAACUUGGUGGGAAAAGUACCUGCUGAGCUAGGAUCUUUAAAGAAGCUUGUGAUUCUUUUCAUUGGUGAAAAUAGUCUCACGGGAAAGAUCCCAAAUUCGUUAGGAAAUCUUUCAUCCCUCCAAAUGAUUUACUUGGCAGAAAAUCAUUUGCAGGGAAAGAUUCCAAAUGAAUUCGGACAGUUAACAAGCCUAACUUUGCUUGAGCUCGGGGUUAAUAAUCUGAGUGGCAUAAUACCUCCUCCACUUUAUAAUAUCUCAUCUAUCACUUCCAUUGGCACGACAUUUAAUCAAUUAAGUGGGAGUCUCCCAGCAAACAUAGGCCUAACUCUUCCUAACCUGGAACAACUGUUUUUGGCUCAAAAUGAAUAUUUUGGAAGUAUUCCAGAAUCAUUGGCCAAUGCUUCUCGGCUUCGGCUUAUUGACAUCUCGAACAACAGUUUCACAGGGCAAUUCCCAACAGAUCUGGGAUAUCUCAAGGGACUUGAAUCGCUUCAUUUGGAGUUCAAUUUCUUUGGCAGUAACACAAGUCAAGAUUUGAGUUUCUUACCAUCUCUUGCCAACUGCAGCAAUCUGCAACAACUAUACUUUGAUGGAAACAAUUUUGGUGGUGCAUUGCCUAGCUCCAUUGGCAAUCUGUCUAAUCUUGUGCAGUUAGGCUUCGGACGGAAUCCAAUAUCAGGAACAAUCCCAGAAGAGGUAGGCAGUCUUGUCAAUUUGUAUCGAUUAGAUAUGGAUAGAAACCUUUUUUCUGGUAGUAUCCCCAUUUCUUUUGGAAAGCUACAAAAGCUGGAACGUCUAACAUUAAAUCAAAAUCUACUUUCUGGUGAAAUUCCAGCGUUCCUGGGUAUUGCAGAACUGCAGCUGCCAGCAUGUCCUAUCAAAGAAGAAAAAGACAGAGGGCCUUCCAUUGUCAUAGUCCUCACCACAACCAUCAGUUCUUUUCUCUUUGUCGUGAUAGCCGCAUUCUUAUGUCUUUUCUAUUGGCAAAAGUCAAAAAAUAGUCCAACUUCCUCAACUUUCACAGUCGAUGAACUUUCUCGGAGACUAUAUAUUGCCAUUGAUGUUGCUUCUGCGUUGCAUUAUCUUCAUGACCAUUGUGAAACACCAAUUGUUCACUGCGAUUUGAAGCCGAGCAAUAUUCUUCUUGACAGUGACAUGACUGCUCAUGUUGGUGACUUCGGAUUAGCAAAGCUCCUUGCUGAAAGCGCCAAUAGUCCUUCUCAAAGCCAGACUUUGUCAACUGGGAUAAAGGGAACAAUUGGCUACAUGGCUCCAGAAUAUGGAGUAGGCAGCAGUGUGACAACUUAUGGAGAUGUCUACAGCUUUGGAAUACUCUUGCUAGAGAUGUUCACAGGAAAGAGACCAACUCAUGAUGUGUUUACAGAUGGUUUAGAUCUCCACAACUUUGUAAAGGCUAAGCUCCCAAGACAAGUGAUGCAGGUCGUGGAUCCCACCUUACUCACUCCAGGAGAAGUGGGGGCAGCUACAGCAGCAGCAGCAGAAAAUAUGGACAAUGAUGGAAGUAUUGACGAUAGUGUACGAGAAUAUGUUGUAUCAGUCCUGCAAAUUGGACUCAAAUGCUCCACAGAAGUGCCAAAAGAUCGAAUGAGUAUGAAGGAUGCAACAAGCAAACUAAAUGACAUCAAGGACACUUUCCUUCAUAGACAUCAGAAAAUAGUUCAAAAUGGAAGCACAAUGCAACAGCCACAACAACAGUAAGCUACGAAGCACAAUGAAAGUAAUGUUGAUAUUGAAAAUUUAAGGCUGCAGAGGUGCAAUGUGCAAAAAUGUAAUCUAUCAGUCCUCAUAAUAGAACUUGCAUGAUCUGCAGAACUACCAGGAGGAAGUUACAAGAACAACUAAAUAUCAUUACAGACUUUAAAAUCAUAGAAAUUGAAAGUAAACAUCGAAGCACAAUACUUUGGCAACAGAGUAUAGAAAGCAUAAGAGGGUAAAAUUCUUCAAUCAAGAGUCUGAAAAGAUCUCCAGACUUUGAUUGAUUACAAAUAUAAAAAUAAUUCUUCAAUCAAUGAUUGA
Messenger RNA from Manihot esculenta (cassava), 2563 nucleotides. RefSeq names its product putative receptor-like protein kinase At3g47110. NCBI's taxonomy places the organism in Eukaryota, Viridiplantae, Streptophyta, Magnoliopsida, Malpighiales, Euphorbiaceae. Gene Ontology annotation, biological process: protein phosphorylation. Bases 20 to 2245 code for a protein of 741 amino acids. The transcript has 4 exons. Gene Ontology annotation, molecular function: protein kinase activity; ATP binding; receptor serine/threonine kinase binding. The record is from RefSeq and is a predicted model, not a curated record.